AUGGGGCGGCAGCGCCAGCGGCUGGAUUCCGCUGUGUUGUUGCAUCCGACAGUAGCUCCUCUCGGCGGGUCCCUAGGGGGACUCGAGGCCCGCUCUUUGCCUGGAGAGGGAAAUGGAAAGGUUGCGCACGACUCGCGGAGGUCAUUUAUACGUGAAAAUGGGAGCUUCAGCGACACGACCGACCACUACGCACAAGUUGACUGGACACCCUGGGACUGCUGCCGCUGUGCAGCAGAAACGCGAGAUGCCAUGUUAGAAAAGGUUGCCGAUGCAUUUGGGCGAUAUGCUGUUAUCGUUUACCACCAUCCUCUCAAGCGCGUUGCUGUGUUUGAGCCUCUCCGUCGGUUUGCUAUUCAAAACAACGGAAAGCUCAGUGAAGGAACGCAACAACGCAGCGGAAGCCAGAAUACGGAUACAAAGCAACAGCAGGUGCUAGCACUCAGAAGACUCGCUUGGGGCGAUCCGGCAGCAGUUGUGCAGCAGCACUUCGUGGAGGAACAGCUCAGGCAGCAGAUGCAGCAGCAGCAGCAACAGAACCAGUGGACACCUACGGGGGGAGGAGGUCGCAGGCGUCGCGAAGGUCAGGCGGCCGCUGCUUCUACUCAACAGCAGCAACCUCAGCAAGCGCUCACGCACCUGCAGACGCAGCCCGAGCCUGUAUGCGACCCUGAACGGGAGCUGCCAAGAGUGCGGAUAACAGGCUUAGCCUGUCGACCUCCCUUACCAGCAGGGGAGUACGCGUUUCAAAAUUUGUGCUUUAAAGACUCCACUGGAGCCUGUGAAGCCCCUGACGGCAUUAUCUUCGUCUACGGACACAAACGGGAGUUCGGAAGUAUGGUGGAAUACCCACUUCACACCUCCUUUCUUCUGGCUCGAGGCUUCCCUACAGAUAUGCUUCUCUCAACUCGAGGCCUUCGUCUGACGCCUUCAGGCCGCUACGCCACUGCAACUGCAGCCCUGUCCCUCAGGCAACUUGCAAUGAACUUCGGCUUGGUUUUAGUGUUAGAAGAUCUGUGCAAGGCUUAA
Eimeria mitis is the source of this 1026-nucleotide messenger RNA. RefSeq lists its product as uncharacterized. The coding region runs from base 1 to 1026 and encodes 341 amino acids. The transcript is spliced from 5 exons. Lineage: Eukaryota; Apicomplexa; Conoidasida; Eucoccidiorida; Eimeriidae. The record is from RefSeq and is a predicted model, not a curated record.